Molecule: messenger RNA, 672 nt
Organism: Cornus florida
Lineage: Eukaryota; Viridiplantae; Streptophyta; Magnoliopsida; Cornales; Cornaceae
Product: probable leucine-rich repeat receptor-like serine/threonine-protein kinase At3g14840
Exons: 4
Coding region: 61-672 (203 amino acids)
Biological process (GO): protein phosphorylation
Molecular function (GO): protein kinase activity; ATP binding
Source: RefSeq, a predicted model, not a curated record
UAGACCUAUAGACUGGUUCAUAUACCUUAAGACAAAUAAAAGCUUCCACAAACAAUUUUGAUGCCUGCUAAUAAGAUUGGAGAGGGUGGUUUUGGUUCUAUUUACAAGGGACUUUUUUCAGACGGCACUCUAAUUGCUGUGAAGCAGCUUUCCUCCAAAUCGAAGCAAGGAAACCGUGAAUUUGUGAAUGAAAUAGGCAUGAUUUCUGCAUUGCAGCACCCUCAUCUUGUAAAGCUCUUUGGGUGUUGUAUUGAAGGAAAUCAAUUGUUGCUAGUAUAUGAGUAUAUGGAAAAUAACAGUUUUGCUCGUGCUUUGUUUGGCCUAAAAGAAUGCCAGUUGAAAUUGGAUUGGCUAUCUAGGCAAAAGAUCUGCAUUAGUAUAGCUAGAGGUUUGGCAUAUCUCCAUGAAGAAUCAAGACUGAAGAUUGUCCAUAGAGAUAUCAAGGCCACCAACGUGCUGCUUGAUAAGGAUCCUAAGAUAUCUGAUUUUGGUUUGGCCAAACUUGAUAAAGAGGACAAUACCUACAUAAGCAUUCGGAUUGCUGGAACUUAUGACUACAUGGCACCUAAAUAUGCAAUACGGGGUUACCUGCCUGACAAAACAGAUAUUUAUAGUUUUGGAAUUGUCGUGUUGGAAAUUGUUAGUGGGAGGAGUAACACCAGCUACAGUUGA